Messenger RNA from Aureobasidium vineae, 960 nucleotides. Lineage: Eukaryota; Fungi; Ascomycota; Dothideomycetes; Dothideales; Saccotheciaceae. The record is from the annotation of a GenBank genome assembly.
AUGCCGCCGAUACGUCCUCCCUUCUCAUCCCUUCCUCUCGACCCCAAUGGCCCCCACGGUAAUGCCUGGGGCCUCUGGGGCACCUCCGACCAACUCGGCAUGCUCAACCUCCUCACCCCGUCCAACACCACCUCGGCCGCAGAAGAAAUCGUCCACGGCACACGCAUCUCUGUCGACUGGCCGCUGAACAAAAUGUCUCCACCGUGUUUCAACCGCGUCGCUUUUGGCCACAACAUCAUCAACAAAGCUCCCCGGAGUGUCAACGACGAUACCGUGACCUUCAACACACAAAGCAGUUCGCAGUGGGACGGGUUCAGACAUUAUGGUUACCAGAAAGAGAAGAGAUACUACAACGACUGCACCAAUGAGGAUGUGCUUGGGUCGGAGAAGAAUGGCAUUCAUGUGUGGGUUGAGAAUGGGGGUGUGGUGGGCAGAGGCGUGUUGCUUGACUACAAGGCUUGGGCGGAGGAAAAGGGGAUUUGGAGUGUGGACGCUUGUUUCCAGACUACACCCAUCACGGUCGAUGUCUUGGAAGAGGUUGCACAAACCCAGGGUGUGCAGUUCAAGGAGNGGGAUAUUUUGUUCAUCCGGACUGGCUGGACAAACGCCUAUGAAGAGCUGUCGAAGGAAGCUCGAACAAAGCUGUCGGAAACAUAUCCGCCUCCUGCCAUUGGCGUCGAGUCAUCAGAAAAGACAGUCCGCUGGAUGUGGGAGAAAGGAUUUGCCGCUGUCGCAGGAGAUCAACCAAGUUUUGAGGCCUGGCCGUGCCAGAAUACAGAGUACCUCUUGCACGAAUGGUUGCUUGCUGGUUGGGGCCUGCCCAUCGGUGAGAUCUUCGACUUGGACAGACUGGCGAAAGAGUGCAAGGACAAGAACAAGUGGUCUUUCUUCUUCAGCAGUAUGCCCAUUCACGUCCCUGGAGGUGUCGCCAGUCCGCCAAAUGGUGUUGCUAUCUUGUAG